CUUUUGACUUUAUCACUUUAAGCACCCUAUUCUCUGUAAAAUAGGCACUGUAUGUGUUGCUGGGGCUGCCGAGGGUGGGUAGCCAAUGCAGGCAGGAUGUAUUGAGCAAACUACGAUUGAGCUGAGGCCUACAGGUGCACGGCUUCAAAGCUUGAGCUCGGUCAAGGAUCGGCUGAAGCAGGUGUGUCUGUAUUGCCAGCAGGUGUGUCUGUAUCGCCAGCAGGUGUGUCAUGGUAGAGGGACCAGGAUGCAAGCUGAAGGGGGAGAACUUGAGGAGGAGGGCGAGAGGCCAGAAGGUUGAGGCUGUUAGUGGCACUGCUGUUGAGAAGAGAGUUAAAGCAGCAGUCAAUGGCAGUUCUCCCUUUGAUGUUCUUGUUGGAAUGAAGUUGAUGGAUGUUAAUACACUUGGGAAGGAACUUUUUGCACAUUUUGAAGAUGAUGCUUGUCUGCGUGUACACUUCCUCAUGGCAGGGUCUGUCAGAUUCAACAAAGAACCUCACGAAUUUGGUCGCAGCAAAACAGAAAAUCCAGUGCUGGUGCUGAAACUGACUAAGGAUGAGGUGUACUUCCUAGGAACUUCUGUUGAGCUGAGGUCAUCAGCUGAUUGUCUGCAAAAGUAUACAGAAUUGAUCGAUUUGGAUAUUUGCUCACCGACCUUUGACGCUAAGCGAGCCACGCGUACCAUCAUGGAACACUCAGAGCGACUCAUAUGUGAUGUUAUUCUCGACCAGUUGGUGUUGCCGGGUGUUGGGAACAUUAUAAAAAAUGAGGCUCUCUUUAAUGCUGGAAUCAACCCCAACAGCCGCGUGAGUGAGUUGAGUCAGGAGCUCGUUUCUCUGCUUGUGAAGAUGAACAGAGACUUCACCAUGAUCUUCUACAAGUGUCGUAAGGAAGGGAAGAACCUCCACAAGUUUAUGAAUGUGUAUAAGAAGGGGAAGUGUGUGGAAUGUGGUGGUCAACUCAUCAAGUGUAAGAUUGGAGAAUAUGAUAGACUCACCUUCUUCUGUCAAGCCUGUCAGACAAACACCUUGAAAUCCUGUAAAAAGUUUCCCACUAAGAACUCUUUAUUGGGAUGGGUUCUGUCUUCUAAUGAUCAGGUUCCAUGGAUUUGCUCUGUUUGUACAUUAGAAAACAAACCUGCCAACAGUAAGUGUAUGGUCUGCCUCACUGCCAGGACUCCAAGCUUAAGUGACCUUCCUCACCACCUCACUAUCUCUGACCACACCUUGGAGAGUUCACUUGAAUCACCUAACUCCAGCUCACAGUUUUUAGUGCCAUCUACUCCUCCAUCGUCCUCUUCCUCCGCCACACCAAGAAGUAACUUCCCAACACAAGGAGACAAACGUUUAUUAGACACUGUUGAAGAGACCAGCAGAAGUGUGAAGGGGAAGUAUACAUUCAGAAGACUUACUGGAUCCCAAGAAAUAAAGGCCUCACCAGCACCAAGUCACAAGCAAAAUUCAAUGAUUUUUCCCUCUGCAACAAGAUCAGAAAACCAGCUUAGAGUAGAUGUGAUGAAGCUCCCCAAAGUGACACCACCUAACACCAGGCCAGCAGACAACAGUGGCAAGACUCAGGUGUUUUGCUCAGGCCAUAAAGCUGCAGCCAGGAGGUGUCGGGUUGUUAAGGAAAAUGAAAACAGAGGGAGAAUUUUCUACACAUGCAAUAUGCCAAUGAAAACCAAGUGUCAGUUCUUUAUGUGGGGAGACUUGCAUCAUCCAUUGUGUCAUCAUGGUAAGAUUUCUAUCAUUAGGACGGUUCUGAAGCAAACUGAUAACAAUGGCCGAGACUUCUACUGCUGUCCUCUUCCCAAGUCGAAGCAGUGUGACUUCUUUCAGUGGUUGGACAACAAGUAGUAGUACAGUAGUUUUGCCGGAGAUGUUUUUCACACGUAGAAUCAUUAUGUGUGUACAGCAUGUGUAAUUUUUGCUCGUAAAGUCACCCACAAAAGUCCUCUCACAUCUCCUGCUGUUCCUCAAGUCGCAAGAUUCAGACUUGUGAAUCUGAAGCGGUAGACACUGAUGCAUUAAUCCGUUCAUAAAUGCUUUGGAUUCACAAGUCUGAAUACUUGGGGUUUGUAGUUCAGGAGGAGAGGCAACAGGACUUUUGUGGGUGACUGUACAUGUGCAGCAGUAUGACUGAGUGUGAGAUAGAUUUUAAUAUAAUUAAUGAUAGUAAAUAACAAAUUAAGCAUGUGAACUUUUAUAUUUUAUACAUCUGUUAUGUAACCAACAAAUGUUCUGUGUUAAAGAUAAGGUUCAUUUGUUACUGAAAAAUAAAAUUACUAAAAUAACUAAUAAAUGAAAAUAAUAA
Homarus americanus (American lobster) is the source of this 2313-nucleotide messenger RNA. RefSeq names its product endonuclease 8-like 3. The record is from RefSeq and is a predicted model, not a curated record. Gene Ontology annotation, molecular function: damaged DNA binding; DNA-(apurinic or apyrimidinic site) endonuclease activity; DNA N-glycosylase activity. The coding region runs from base 231 to 1856 and encodes 541 amino acids. The transcript is spliced from 11 exons. Gene Ontology annotation, cellular component: nucleus. Lineage: Eukaryota; Metazoa; Arthropoda; Malacostraca; Decapoda; Nephropidae. Gene Ontology annotation, biological process: base-excision repair.